This is a messenger RNA of Lontra canadensis (Northern American river otter), 2610 nucleotides long. It is a transcript of the gene CAMK1D, whose product is annotated as calcium/calmodulin dependent protein kinase ID. Gene Ontology annotation, molecular function: ATP binding; calcium/calmodulin-dependent protein kinase activity; calmodulin binding. The transcript has 11 exons. The record is from RefSeq and is a predicted model, not a curated record. Gene Ontology annotation, biological process: peptidyl-serine phosphorylation. The coding region runs from base 387 to 1544 and encodes 385 amino acids. NCBI's taxonomy places the organism in Eukaryota, Metazoa, Chordata, Mammalia, Carnivora, Mustelidae. Gene Ontology annotation, cellular component: intracellular anatomical structure.
GGGCGGGCGGCGGGGAGGGAGGAGAAGGGAGGCAAGAAAGUAGCAAAAGUGAGGCUGGCAGCCGGCGGCAAAGGAGCGGGUCGAGCGGCGGCGGCGGCAGGAAGUCUGUGCCCGAGACGAGCAGAAAUUAGAGCCAGGGAGGGACCGCGGCGGCGGCGAGAGUGAAAGAGGAAACUGCAGAAGAGGAAGCUCUGCCGCAGCACAAAGUCUCCUCCGGCUCCCGCGCCGAGCAUCCCCGCGCGCCCGCCCCAGCCCUCCGGGACCGGCUCGCCGCCGCUGCCUGCGCCCCUGUUGCCGGGCGCCCCCUCCUCAGCGCGCCCACCCCGGCCCCACGCGCCCCGGCCGCGCCGCCUCGCCGCCCUCCGCACACGUCGCCCUCGUCUGCCAUGGCCCGGGAGAACGGCGAGAGCAGCUCCUCCUGGAAAAAGCAAGCUGAAGACAUAAAGAAGAUUUUCGAGUUCAAGGAGACCCUCGGAACCGGGGCAUUUUCUGAAGUGGUCUUAGCUGAAGAGAAGGCCAGUGGCAGACUCUUUGCAGUGAAAUGCAUCCCCAAGAAGGCGCUGAAGGGCAAGGAGAGCAGCAUAGAGAACGAGAUCGCUGUUCUGAGAAAGAUUAAGCAUGAAAACAUUGUCGCUCUGGAGGACAUUUACGAAAGCCCCAAUCACUUGUACUUGGUCAUGCAGCUUGUAUCUGGUGGAGAGCUGUUUGAUCGGAUAGUGGAGAAAGGAUUUUACACAGAGAAGGACGCCAGCACUCUGAUCCGCCAGGUGUUGGAUGCUGUCUACUAUCUCCAUAGAAUGGGCAUUGUCCACAGGGACCUCAAGCCUGAAAAUCUGUUGUACUACAGUCAAGAUGAGGAAUCCAAAAUAAUGAUCAGUGACUUCGGAUUGUCAAAAAUGGAGGGCAAAGGAGAUGUGAUGUCCACAGCCUGUGGGACCCCGGGCUAUGUCGCUCCUGAGGUCCUGGCCCAGAAACCAUACAGCAAGGCUGUUGACUGCUGGUCCAUCGGAGUGAUUGCCUAUAUUUUGCUCUGUGGCUACCCUCCUUUUUAUGAUGAAAAUGAUUCCAAGCUCUUCGAACAGAUCCUCAAGGCAGAAUAUGAGUUCGACUCCCCUUACUGGGAUGACAUCUCCGACUCUGCAAAAGACUUCAUCCGGAACCUGAUGGAGAAAGAUCCAAAUAAAAGAUACACUUGUGAGCAAGCCGCUCGGCACCCAUGGAUCGCUGGGGACACAGCCCUCAACAAAAACAUCCAUGAGUCUGUCAGUGCCCAGAUCCGGAAGAACUUCGCAAAAAGCAAAUGGAGACAAGCUUUCAAUGCCACGGCCGUUGUGAGGCAUAUGAGGAAGCUUCAUCUUGGCAGCAGCCUGGAUAGCUCAAACGCAGGUGUUUCCAGCAGCCUCAGCUUGGCCAGCCAAAAAGAUUGUCUGGCACCCUCCACACUCUGUAGUCUCGUUUCUUCUUCAUCGGGGGUCCCUGGAGUGGGGGCGGAGCGGAGACCGAGGCCCACCACUGUGACCACAGUGCACUCUGGAAGCAAGUGACUGGCUCUGGAGGCGGGGCCCCAGGGGGCGGGGCCAGGGAAGGGGGCCUCCAGCGCCCGCAGCCCCUCCAGAGCGAUCCCACCUUGCAUGGUGCGCCUUCCUGCACAGGACUGGAAGACAGAAGUUUUUUAUGGCCAUAUUUUAUACUGCAAUUCUGAAGUGUUCAUUUCUCACAAACUGUACUGACUCAAAGGGAGCUUGACGUCACAGGAUCUGGUGCUGUACAUACGAAUCUUGCAGAAGCUCUGACGAAAUGGACCUCCCGCGUCCUCUCCCCCAAGCCCCGUCGUUUCCGCUCUUCUCGGUAUGGGUAACCGUCUCUGUUGUAUUUUUUUCUUUCAUGACAAAAAAAAAAAAAAAAAAAAAAAAAAAAAAAAGGUUUUAACUGGAUUAUUUAAGUAUCGGUAAAUAUUGUGCAUUUAGGGUUUUAUUUUUUACCUUUUAUGAAAUGCUCCCUUCUGAUCUAUACUUCUGAGUCCCAGGACCUGUAUCUUUUGCUUGUCCGUGAUAGAGUUUUAUGUUAACCUUCAAGAGAUGUUUUUCGUUGUUUUUCCCCCCCACCAAGGGGAAUGUAAAGGUAUUUUUUAAAAUUCUAAUAAGAGGAUCAAGAAUCUCUCUCCAAGGUCAAGAGUGCACUUUACUUCUAUUUCUCCUCUCUCCCCACUUCCCUGGAGGGGCAGCUCUCUGAGAAGACAACUCUGCAGAUCCUCGGGGUGUCGUCUCCAGGGACACCUUGGGCAGGGGUGAGGGGGGAUGGAAUCUGCAGAAAACCUUUUCCAGCACCCCACCCUCCAGCCUACCUGUGGCCGUCCGGAGACCCCAGGGGCCUUCACUGUCAGCAGUCAGAAAUAAAGAAGCCUGUUCUCCUCCCAAGACUAAAGCUACACCUGAGAGGCUCCUUACGCUGUGAAGGAGAUGCCCAGCAAAGACGAAGCGCCUCCCUUCCACAAGGAACCAGUGGCCAUUUUGUCCAACGGGAACUCCCCGCCCGGCUCCCAUUUCUCACGAGGGUAACACAGAAAGCUCCACUCUCAGCUAUGCAGUUUUCGAGUUAAUCUCUGUUUUU